GAGAACCCUCUUCCAACAUUCUCACGAAAUCUUCCAUAGCAUCUCUUUGAACUUUCGCAACUGUCAACAAUUCAUCCACAACCUCAAAUCACUACUAUCAACAUGGACGUCGCUCACCUAGCCGCCAUCCCGAAUACUCGUGGCCUCCUCCUAAAAGGCCACCGGCGCCGCUUCCUCCGCGACAAUAUCAUGGGUAUCACCAAACCCGCUAUCCGCCGUCUCGCCCGUCGUGGAGGCGUAGUCCGGAUAAAAACGGACAUAUACGCCGAGAUACGCUCCGUCAUAAGAGGACGGCUGCGCGAGAUUCUGUUUCAAGUUGUGCAAGUCCUAGAGUCCUCGAAGACUCAUCGGCACGAUAGGAAGGUUGUCACAACACGAGAUGUCGUUUACGCCUUGCAAAGAAUGGGUCAAACCAUGUAUGGUUUCUAGGUCGUUGGGGUGACUGUUUGGAACUGGAACGGAGUUGAUUGAGAAUCCAACCUUGGGACAUAGUGACUAUCAACAAGAAUGGAUGGCAGAAAGAAAGUUCUAAGACAAAUAUUGAAAGAAAGCUGCGUAGUCAAGUCUAUCAACACAACACAACAAAACAAUGAGGAAAAGAAAUCCGCCAGCGGGACUAUAAUAAGUACAGAAAAUUCUUGGUCUAAGU
This is a messenger RNA of Aspergillus novofumigatus IBT 16806, 649 nucleotides long. RefSeq names its product histone H4. The record is from RefSeq and is a predicted model, not a curated record. Gene Ontology annotation, molecular function: structural constituent of chromatin; protein heterodimerization activity; DNA binding. NCBI's taxonomy places the organism in Eukaryota, Fungi, Ascomycota, Eurotiomycetes, Eurotiales, Aspergillaceae. The transcript is spliced from 8 exons. Gene Ontology annotation, biological process: nucleosome assembly. The coding region runs from base 103 to 429 and encodes 108 amino acids.